AUGAAGGCGCGAUCCUUCGGCGUCGCGCCGCGGCCAGGCGCCCCGCACGCGCCCGCGGCGUGGGCAGAAGUGCGUGGACGCGCCUGCCUGAGAGCGCCCGCGCGGGCGCCGUUCCUGCACGGACGGCAGGCCGUUGAGCUGCACAGGGAGCGCACUCGGCAGCGGAACCGGCGCGGGCCUGCGCCGCCGCAGGCGGAUGUCUCGAUCGCGGCCCGCGUCGCCAGGGCAGCCGACUUCCUGGUCUCGACGUUUGGGCAGAAGGGCAUUGGGCAGGACGCGGCGACGCUCGCGGCGUACUUUGGGUGCAUGGCGCUGUUGGAGUACUUGUCCAAAGUGAUCCGGAGACCGCGGCGAUGGGGCUCGACCGGGUCGGCGAUCGAGAACGCGAACGACUACAAGGGCCUCAUCAAGGUGGUAUUCACCAGGUCCUCACGCACGGUCACGCUGUUCUCCGCCCUCAAGAAGCCCGUGGAGGUGCUCCUCUUCCUCCUGGCCGGAGCCAAGUCGCUGGAGCUGCUGGGCAAGCAGUUCGACAUCUGGCUCAACAUGUUCCGGUCGAAGGGGAGCUUCUUGCCUGGUCUCAAGGGGGAAGAUACCACUGCGCUGCAUAUGCUACUGAAACACGCCAACUUCUUGGUCGAGGGGCUGCACGACGGCCUGGUGGUGUUCACGCGGCUGUCCCUGAUCGGCCUGAUCGCGUGGUUUAUUCUGCUGUGGAAGAACCAGGCGAUGGAGCUCGUCGAGGAGGCCAUCCAGGACGCCCCGCGCGGCGGCAAGGUGGAGACUGCAGGCACUAUCAUUCUGAGCGUGUCGCAGCUCAUCUCCUGGAUCAUCGUGUCUCUCGCGCUGUUCACGACCCUCGGAGUGCUCAAGGUCGACCUGCGGCCGUUCCUCGCCGUCGGCGGUCUCUCGGGUCUCCUGGCUGGUUUCGCGGCGCAGUCCGUGCUCACCAACAUCCUCGCGGGCUUCCAGAUCUUCAUUUCGCGGCCGUUCGUUGUCGGCGAACGCUUGGAGCUACGCACGGGGGACGGAACCGCGACGGUGAUUUCGGGCGUGGUGGCUGCCAUCGAGCCCACGCGCACGACCGUCCGGGGCGAGGACGGGUAUCCGGUGUCGAUCCCCAACAAGAGCGUCACGGAGCUGCUCGUGGUCAACCACUCGCGGCAAAUGACCGAGUGGGGCCCGCUCGGGCCCCCGCCGCGGCCGUUCGAGCUGAAGAUUGCGGUGAGGCUCGAGGACGCGGACAAGGCGGAGGAGAUCAUCUCUUCGCUGCGGCGGUGGCUCAUCUUCCGCAAAGAAAUCGACGCAGAGCAGCCAGUGUUUGUGGGGUGGACAGGUUGGGGGGGUGGGGGCAAGGUGGAAAUCUCCAUGCGAUGCGUGACAACGCGGGCGGGGGCGGCGGACUUCCAGAAGCUGAAGGACCGCACGCUGAGGGAGCUGACUGACAUACUGAAGAAGAACGACGCGGCGCUGGCGUAG
Pedinophyceae sp. YPF-701 is the source of this 1479-nucleotide messenger RNA. Lineage: Eukaryota; Viridiplantae; Chlorophyta; Pedinophyceae. The record is from the annotation of a GenBank genome assembly.